CAUUUGUAAUACCUGUUAAAGUUAUAAAAGUAAUUAAUAAUGUCUUCUCAAGUAUCAAGAACGAGUACCGGCGAAAGUUUUGAAAGGAAACUUCGAUACAGACAGAUUUUGGAAUAUCUAACGAAUUUAGAAAAUGAGGCGGACAACAAUGUGGACUGCAUGGACAAGACCAAAAAAAUGGUCAAGGAGGCAAAAGAUCUAUACGCAGAAUCUACACUUGAGGAAAAAAUGAAGGAUCCAGGUGAGGAAUACCUGGACUCACGCGUGAUGCGCGCUGCCAGUGACAUCACGGUGCGUUGCUCCGUGGCCGUCAGCUGCAACGUGAACACUUACGACCGGCACGAGCUCGCCAAACAUAUUCAAGAAAAUCCCCAGUUCUGGCAGUUCACGUUCCCCCUAGAGGUGCCGGUGGUGGGGCACCUGUUCGGGACGUUCGCCCCCACGCCGCCUGAACAGAGACCCCGCGCCCCCCGCCGACAGGUGGAGAGGCAACAGGCUGUACAGCUCAAAGAACCGGAGAAAGUAGACAGGUUAGAAAAACAAGAGGAAGGCUCAGCAAUGGUGACUCGAGUGAACCGCUUCAUCAACAAGUGGUACAAGCAGAAUAACCGCCCCCUCAGCUAUUUCCACGCCGUGCUCGAUCCGACCAGCUUCAGCCGGAGCGUGGAGAACAUUUACCAUGUAUCCUUCCUAGUUAGGGACGGGAAGGUCUCCAUUACACUUGAUAACGAAAACGGUCUGCCAUUCAUAACUCCAUUGACGCCGAGCCAGCAGGAGUCGGAUAAAUCUGGGGAGAAACAGUUCAUAGUAUCCAUUGAUAUGCGGAGGUGGCAGGACCUGGUCUCUGCAUUUGAUAUACACGAGCCAUUGAUGGUGUUGAAGAAAUAAUUAGUUUUAUGGAAAAUAAUUGUUGAUUGUAUACUAAAAUGUUGAUUAUGUAUUUUAUAUGUCACAAAUAUUAUUAUUAUUACAUGUUCUCAGAUACAUUUAAUUCUGAAAUGAUUUUUCCCUUCGUUCCAGUAACCAAUAAUGCCUUUUGAAAUGGCGUUUGUAUAGCGAGUGAUUCUGAUUCGAUUAAAAAUAUUUCGAUACAAAAAAUGAUAUUUGUAUUGUAAUCAAACAAUCAUUCAAAAUUGUUAUUCUUAUACAGGGUGUAAAAAACACUUAACAAAGCCGAAAGCCACGUAUUCUACCCAUUAUUUGGAUCAUUUUUUUCUUUAAGACCAUAGCUGGGACUCCACUGGUUCUCGAGAUAUUGAAGGUCAAUGAUGCAUUUUUUUUUUGCGCAAUCGAAUUCUAAAUAUUAUUACAAAACUUUUUUCCAAACAAACAUUACCUGAAUUUUCGAUUUUUCUAAAUUACGAACAGUAAUGUACGUAAUAAAUAACGAUACAUAAUAAAUAACUCAGUAGGAUUAUUAUUUUACAGAAUUGUUUUGUUGUUGCGAAGUAAAACGUCGACCUACGUACUUAUCACAGCGUUUUAAUGCUAAGCUGUGAACCUACGCUCACAAUGACACGAAGCCCGUUUGCUUUACAUUGCGCGCAAUAAAAUUAUUAUUUUGAUUGAUACCUAAAAAUAAAAGUCGUUUCCCAGUGAUAAUUUUAGCGUAAAGCUAUUUAGUUAGAACUGCAGUAUGCGUAGUUAACGACUUCGUUAAGUGUCUUUUACACCCUGUAUAUUCUUGAUUUAUUUGUGAAAACUAUUUUUUUCGACCAGUUUAGUUGUGAUAAUAUUAUGUUUAGCACACACAAUUGAAUUAACCCAGUAAAGCAAAGCUGUUGCCAAAUGAUAGUGACGACUUUUAUUCUAUUAUUUCGCUCGCCAGAUGGCGUUAGUGUAGCUUUAAGUCUCGUGCGCGUCGCUAUAUAACUAACGGCCAAAGUCAGUUCUGAUUUUUCAAUGGUUAGAUAAAAGUUGCCUGGGGAAUAAUUAUGAUGCUGUCGCGUCACAAUGUUUGUAUAAGACAGUGACAGCAACAAUUUUAUUCCUCAGAUAACAUUUAUCUAACUGUUGAAAAAUCAGACUUAAAAUAAAGACAGAGGUAUGCUAAUCUUAGCUGAAGAUUUCUAAAUUAUUACAAUCCUAAUACACAUAACAUUGUCUUCCAACCGGGUCGAAGAACCAUUAGCAGAUUGCUUGUAAGAAUUGCUAGAUUCUUCCAGUGAAGUUUCUGCCUUCUGAAUGUUUUUUUUACUUUGAUUUAUUUUGCAAAGUCCCAAAUUUGGUAGAAUUUUAGCCUUUUUCCUGUUACUGGUUCUUUUAGAGCUGUGGCUAAGGUGUUACUAUGUGUCAGUAAUCAGUCUUUGUAAGAUUUGAUCUGAGUACUAUUAACUUCUUUACGGUUCCAAUCUGUAGGUGUUCAGAGGUUUUGAUGAACCACGGAGGAAGAAAAAUUAAAACAUUAAUAGAAAAUCUCUGUUUUUGACGGAAACUCUUAAUCCAUAGACUACACGGUUGGCGCGGUGGCUGGGCAACUGGCUGCCGUUCAACGUGUCGCGGUUUCGAUUCCCGCACGGAACAACUCUUUGUGUGACCCACAAAUUGUUGUUCCGGGUCUGGGUGUGAUGUGUAUGUGAAAUUGUAUGAUUGUAACCGCAUCCACAACACAGGAGAAAAUCCUACGUGGGGGCAACGUUUUUUAAAAUAGAAUAGAUAGAUAGACAUUAGAGAUAUGAUUUUUUUUCUGACAACUGGGUGUUAUAUUUUUUUGGUCGUGAGACUUAACGCUACACUAGCGCCUCUACCGUCGAGAAUCCUUGUAAUGUUUGUAUUAUAAUAAUGUACUGUGAUUGUGAAUCUGUGACCUUAUGG
Molecule: messenger RNA, 2814 nt
Organism: Spodoptera exigua (beet armyworm)
Lineage: Eukaryota; Metazoa; Arthropoda; Insecta; Lepidoptera; Noctuidae
Source: the annotation of a GenBank genome assembly